Molecule: messenger RNA, 882 nt
Organism: Papaver somniferum (opium poppy)
Lineage: Eukaryota; Viridiplantae; Streptophyta; Magnoliopsida; Ranunculales; Papaveraceae
Product: phosphopantothenoylcysteine decarboxylase subunit VHS3-like
Exons: 3
Coding region: 1-882 (293 amino acids)
Source: RefSeq, a predicted model, not a curated record
AUGUUAAAGGGUGUAACACCUCCAUGCAAUUAUGUCAUCAAUGGUCACCAAUACAAUAUGGGUUAUUUCUUAGCCGAUGGUAUCUAUCCAAAGUUGACUACAAUUGUACAAGCUAUUAGUCAGACAUUGGAAAUUCCCAACUAUGUGAGAUUCAACAAGUAUCAAAUGGCUAAAAAAAAGGAUAUCGAGCGUGCUUCAGGAGUUAUUCCUGUUCCGAUUAUGGAACCUACCAAUAAUGGUCGUGUAUUUAUGUCAUCUAUGAAAAACCUAGAAAUGUACCUACAACUAAGAAAUGAUCUUGUCAAUCACAUUGUUGUGCAUCCUGGUAGAGGAGGUCAGGCAACGAACUUGUCUAGUUUGGAGGGUUCAGAUAUGGAAUACGUGGUACUUCCAUCAUUAGAAGGAGAUUAUGAUGAUACAGACUUAGAAGAAGAAGUAGUUCCUGGUCAAAACGAGGAUGGAACAUUUGAUUAUUAUGGAGAUUACAAUGAUCAAAUCCCAGAUGACUUUGAACAUGCAGUUGAACAUGUACAUGGAGACGAACAUGUGGGAGACGAAUACGAACAUGAUGAAGAUGACGAUGAGGAUUCUGACGAUGAGGAGGAUUAUGACGAUGAUGAGGAUGAUGACGAUGAGGAGGACGAUGAUGAUGAGGAUUCUGACGAUGACGAUGCUGCUGCGUACGAUGAUGCGGUGUCAAUCUUUGAGGUGAAAAUCAAAGCUAAACAUCUAGUCUCAAUGGCAAAUCAAUCAACAACUACCAACUCAGUCGAAGAGAUUCUUAGAAGAUGCAAGCGAACCACUCAAUCAAUUGCUGCAAUGGAAAAAGAGAUAUGCAAAAGAGGAGAUCAAGCUACUACGAAUGCAACAACGUCUUCAUAA